Molecule: messenger RNA, 1121 nt
Organism: Bactrocera oleae (olive fruit fly)
Lineage: Eukaryota; Metazoa; Arthropoda; Insecta; Diptera; Tephritidae
Product: venom peptide isomerase heavy chain
Biological process (GO): proteolysis
Molecular function (GO): serine-type endopeptidase activity
Source: RefSeq, a predicted model, not a curated record
UGUUCAGACCAAAAGGGGCGAGCACUGCGACAAUUUCGAUUCUAAUAAGUAUUGUUUCUUAUAUUACACUCAAAUGUUGACAGAAUUUUUAUUUGCACAGCUUGUGAGUUUGACGUGGAGUUUCUUAAUAUUUAGAAUUUUCUUUGUAUCCAUCGGCCAACACGGCCUGGUCAGCUUGCAAUGGGGUCUCAGUAGUUCUAUAUACACUCAGCUAAAAUGCGGUUGUUUAAUAUUAAUAGCGUGGCGUUUUUAUUACUAAGUUUUGUGGAAUAUAUUUGUGCAACACCCAUUGUUGGUGGCCAAGUAAUUUAUAAUCCAGGAAAUGCAGCGCCUAAAUAUCCCUAUAUGGUUUCCAUACAAGAAUUGCAUAAACCUAUUGAUUCACGGGGCGUUAAAGAGUUUCGACAUUUCUGUGGUGGCGCUAUGUUGAACCGUUGGUGGUUCGUGACUGCAGCACAUUGCUUUUUGCGCAAAAAGCUGGCACGCAUAUCAGCCGUUAUCGGUCAUGAAAACCUCUCAAAAGCCAAUCAGAAUAACAGUCGUUACGCCAUCGAACGUGUUAAAUUUAUUUACUAUCAGCCCACAAAUAUUCAAAAUGAUAUUGCAUUGGCACGCCUGAAGAAGUCAUAUGAUCCGGAGCUGAGCUUAAUCAACCAUGCGUUUGGCAUCUUACCGCUGCCUGAUAUGAAAAAUCUAAGCGGUGUUUCAUGCCAGAUUAUAGGGUAUGGUGCUACACAAUAUGCUGGGGAAUUACAAAACAAUCUCAUUGAAGGUGAGGUUAAAAUAAUUACAAAACAAGAGUGUACCGAAAUUUUGGGCAGAAUAUUGGCACCACCAUAUGAAGAAACUACACUUUGUGCUUUGGGUGAAAAUCAAGACACUUGUCAGGGAGACAGCGGUGGUCCUUUAGUAUGUAAAGCGGAUGAUAUUUCUUACAUAUGUGGUAUUGUAUCUCAUGGACUAACUUGUGGUGUAACAGGUGUACCUAGCAUCUAUACAGCUAUAGUACCUUAUUUGGAGUGGAUUACAUGGAUAAUCAAUGAUAAAGUUGAAGAUAGCUGAAAUUUCGACACAAUAAAGUGACAAAAAAACGAAUAAAUUCAAAUAGCGGAAGUUUAUAA